AUGGCUCGAAACACUCCCACAGAUUCAUUUAUUUUGAUUGUUGUAGGCUUCAUUUUACUCCACAUACCUGUGUACUUCUGUGAAGAUGAUCACAGAUAUGUAGCCUGUGGCAAGGCAUUCCGCUGUGCCAAUAUUGAAAACAUAAGCUAUCCCUUCUGGGGAGGCGAUCGGCCUGAAUAUUGUGGUUAUCCUGGUUUUGAACUGGAUUGCAAUAGUGAAGACGCCCCGGUUAUCAGUAUUCAAUCAACAAAAUACAAAGUUGUCUGCAUCGAUAGUUCUGAGAGGAGAAUUACAGUUGCUAGGCAGGAUUUAGACAGAGAUAUCUGUCUGACAAAUCCCCAAAACAGCAAUUUGGAUUUUAACCUCUUCAAUUAUGUGUCCGACGAUAAAAACAUCACUAUCUUUCAUGAUUGCUCCUCUGUACCAAACGUUAUUCCACUUCUCAAUCAAUUCAAUUGCAGCAGCAGUGCCAAAACUUUUGGUUUUUAUCUGGUUGGAGUUGUGGACAUCCCUCUAGGCAUAACAUGUGAUAGCCGUAUCAUGGCCACAGUUAAUCAAACAGGUGCUCAGGUCUUGGCCAGCCCUACUGGUGAUCCUCGUGAAGUUCUUAGAGAAACUCUUGCUAGCGGGUUUUCACUGCAAUGGACAGCUUAUAAUGCCUUCUGUGACAGGUGCACCCAAUCUGGAGGGCGAUGUGGCUCGAGUUCAAAUCAAUCAUCAACACGCUUUGCAUGCUAUUGUGUUGAUGGAUCUCAUUCAAUCUCCUGUAACGACAAAAACAAUAACAAUAAUAGCAGACAAACAACACUGGGUAUAGGCCUUGGCAUAGCCGGUGCUGUACUUGCAGGCAUCGGGAUUGGAUGGAUAAUGUUCUUGUAUAGACAGAGAAGAAAACAGCGGGGUGCACAGGCACACCAACCACCCCCUACUGAUCUUCCAACUCCUUCAAGCAAUGGCCCCUCUGAUCCUUCAUAUCAUUCUUCAAGGUCUCAGACAGUUUUUGGAACUGAGAGCUUUUAUUUUGGGGCUCAACUCUUCAGUUAUGCUGAACUGCAAGAUGCUACUAAUAACUUCGACCAAUCUAGAGAACUAGGAGAUGGUGGCUUUGGAACUGUAUACUAUGGAGAGCUCCAAGAUGGUCGGGAGGUUGCAGUGAAGCGUUUGUACGAGAACAAUUUCAGACGUGUGGAGCAGUUCAUGAAUGAAGUGGAGAUCCUGACCAGGUUGCGCCAUAAGAACCUUGUAACACUGUAUGGAUGCACAUCGAGACAAAGCCGGGACCUUUUGCUUGUUUAUGAAUACAUUCCUAAUGGAACAGUGGCUGAUCAUCUCCAUGGGAAACGGGCAAAGUCUGGUGUGUUAUCAUGGUCUAUCCGGUUGAAUAUUGCCAUCGAGACAGCUGAAGCAUUGGCAUAUCUCCAUAGAUCUGAUAUCAUACACCGCGAUGUUAAAACCAAUAACAUUCUCCUAGACAACGAUUUUCAUGUGAAAGUCGCGGAUUUUGGGCUGUCCAGGUUAUUCCCAAUUGGUGUUACACAUGUGUCAACAGCCCCACAGGGCACCCCUGGUUAUGUCGACCCCGAGUACUAUCAAGUCUACCAGCUAACAGAAAAGAGCGACGUGUACAGCUUUGGGGUGGUCCUGGUAGAGCUUAUCUCAUCGUUACAAGCUGUGGACACUAGCAGGCAUCGCCACGACAUCAAUUUGGCUAACAUGGCCGUCAACAAGGUCCAAAACGACACAUUGCACGAGCUCGUUGAUCAAAAUCUCGGAUUCACGACUAACCGUUCUGUGAGGAGGAUGAUCACGCAAGUCGCACAGUUAGCCUUUAGAUGCCUGCUAGGUGAUAGAGACAUGAGGCCUUCAAUGCAAGAAGUGGUGGAUGCUUUGAAGGGGCUACAGGAUGAAGAGUUUAAUCCAGAGAAGGUGGAGGUAUUGGAUGUUGUGGUGCAGGGUGGUGAUGUUGGUUUGAAGAGUAAUGCCACUACUCCCCCUUCUUCUGAUUCAAGUGUUACUGAUAAAGGGAUUGGCAGCUCUACAACAAGCUGUAGUUGGUGAGGGAUCUUUUCCCUACUUUGCUUUAUUUUCCAUUGCAAGACGAGACUAAUUCAGGCGAGUUUUUAUCGACUUAUUCGGGACAGUUCUCCCAAAGGUAAUGGCAGUGAAUAGGUC
Ipomoea triloba (trilobed morning glory) is the source of this 2172-nucleotide messenger RNA. Its product is annotated as LEAF RUST 10 DISEASE-RESISTANCE LOCUS RECEPTOR-LIKE PROTEIN KINASE-like 1.4. Bases 1 to 2058 code for a protein of 685 amino acids. Gene Ontology annotation, biological process: protein phosphorylation. The record is from RefSeq and is a predicted model, not a curated record. Gene Ontology annotation, molecular function: ATP binding; polysaccharide binding; protein kinase activity. The transcript has 4 exons. Lineage: Eukaryota; Viridiplantae; Streptophyta; Magnoliopsida; Solanales; Convolvulaceae.